Molecule: messenger RNA, 1422 nt
Organism: Marasmius oreades (fairy-ring Marasmius)
Lineage: Eukaryota; Fungi; Basidiomycota; Agaricomycetes; Agaricales; Marasmiaceae
Exons: 5
Coding region: 280-1236 (318 amino acids)
Biological process (GO): endonucleolytic cleavage in ITS1 to separate SSU-rRNA from 5.8S rRNA and LSU-rRNA from tricistronic rRNA transcript (SSU-rRNA, 5.8S rRNA, LSU-rRNA); tRNA 3'-end processing; tRNA 5'-leader removal
Cellular component (GO): ribonuclease MRP complex; multimeric ribonuclease P complex
Molecular function (GO): ribonuclease P activity; ribonuclease MRP activity
Source: RefSeq, a predicted model, not a curated record
CUCCUCUUUUCGACUCAUCGCUAAAUGUACUUACCAUGUGCUGGUUGUCACUUUAGAUUGACGUGAUUUUUCCAUCCAACUCGCACCUUGAGAAUGCUUUUUCCGCAUUGAAGAAAUCGAGAUAUGCAAAGGGCGAAGUUUCGCUCGUGAAACUCGCCAGGCAAGCUGCACAACCUGGAGGCUUUGUGAAGACGUUGGGAUAUUCGAGGUAGAUGUCUCUGCUUCUCCUUUCAUUGAUGAUUGCUGAUACAGAUUUGGAGUGAUAUUUUAUUCCUCAGUAUGCCCGAUGAAGAUGUGUGGUGCAUCGACAAUCGAGGCGUACUGACCUUGUCGGUUUCUGGGGAUACAUAUCAAACACUAGGCCUCGUGGGGAAACGGGUGUCAUUUGGGAAAGGAAAGGCGAAGGAGGGGGACGGGAGGCACGUUAUUACUCUUCCGCUGCAACCCCAUACGGAAUCGGAAAAAAACAGGGAAAGGAGGAACAAUUCACUGAAGAGGUUGGAGGAGAGAAGACGGCGUCAACAAGCCUUGUCGAAAGAUGGUUCAGUGUGGAGAGUUCUGUGUUCGUCAGCCGAAGAAGAAAAGUUCUCAAAGUUCAUCGACGAACAAUUCAACGAAAGCGAAGUCAUUCUUAAGGAUAUAAAUUGCGAAACCUUUCACCAGGAAAACGUGAAGAUACCAAUAGUACAAAUAGUGGAGAGACCAAAGCCACAAUCUUUGGAGUUAGAUGGACAGUCCCGAAUGGAAGAUCAGAUGGAAGAUCAUGAAGAAUCGAUUGAGCAGCUACUCGAGUGGAUUGGGAUGGCUGGUCUGAAUUCACAGAGGUUACAAGCAAACGAUCGCGUCGAUCCUUUCGUCGCGGUAUAUGAAGCGCCAUCUCCCAAUACAAUUGGUGCUCUGACGCAUUUUAAGUGGACUGGCCUACUUUCACCUGCCUUCGUCCAAUCCGUGAUCGACUGCGUAAUGAAGCAACUCCAUUCUCAGGCCUCAGGUUCCAGGGAUCCCCAAUUCGUGUCUAUCGUUGGCCAUGCCUGCACUUGGAGUCCCGUGUGCUACAUACCACCAUCACUACUGGACUCGCCAGAAUGCACGCCCAUACGCGAUCCGAGCAAAGAUGAAGAGGAUACUUGGUGUUUGGUCGUUACCUCGGGUUCCAGUGCAAGGCAGAGAAGAGAAGAACCUGGAUGCUGGCUACUGGCAGAGAGUGCAGGAAAACAUGAUAAGCGAUGGGGCUGAACCUAGCUCGCGUAACUGUGGCGGUCUUUCUUGCGUCCUCAACGCCACAGUUCUUACUUCUCCUUAUAUAUGUAUGCAUUUGCCACAUACAGAAACACUUGGCCCCGUACGAUGAUUAUACGUAGCUAUAGGUGAGACCCGUGCAGUGAUUGAAUAUUGAAUGCUUUGAAUUCUAAUCGUACAAGC